Gopherus flavomarginatus (Mexican gopher tortoise) is the source of this 692-nucleotide messenger RNA. Its product is annotated as zinc finger MYM-type protein 1-like. Bases 15 to 644 code for a protein of 209 amino acids. Gene Ontology annotation, molecular function: protein dimerization activity. The record is from RefSeq and is a predicted model, not a curated record. The transcript is spliced from 2 exons. Lineage: Eukaryota; Metazoa; Chordata; Testudines; Testudinidae.
GGACCCUAGCGCUCAUGCAUUGGGCAAGAAAGAAGAGGAAGCAGUUCACAUAUGAAGCAGAUGAUGAACCUAUUUAUGAUCCGAAAGAAAAAUUCAAAGUGAACUUUUACUUUGCAGUCAUUGACACAGCAAUACAUUCGGUUGAAGAAAGAUUCACAUUGAUGCAGGAAAUUAGUUCAGUAUUUGGCUUCAUAUAUGAUGUUUACAGUUUGCAAAAUAAAACACCAAAGCAAAUUAUGGAACAUUGCUUGAAUCUGGAGAAAGCUUUGCAACAUGGUGAAUCCAAAGAUAUUGAUGCCUUUGACUUGUGCAGUGAAUUGCAAGCUAUUGCAAGACGAGUCCAAAGGAGUUCAUCACCGCAAGAUGUAUUGAACUUCAUAUGGGAAAAUAAGCUGACAGAUAGUGUCCCUAAUACAGUUAUUGCUCUUCGCAUCCUCUUGACUCUCCCAGUUUCUGUGGCCAGUGGUGAGCAAAGCUUCUCGAAGCUCAAGUUGUUAAAAACAUAUAUGCGAACAUCAAUGUUGCAACAAAGACUUGUUGGGCUAUCUACCUUGUCAAUAGAACAUGACAUUGCUCACAGCAUUGACUUGGAGGAACUUGUUUCUAAAUUUGCUAAACUUAAAGCGCGGAAACAUAAAUUCUAAAUUAUAACAUGUUACUCUGUGACCGUGUAUUGUGUAUAAUGUAUGUGA